Molecule: messenger RNA, 3315 nt
Organism: Gossypium raimondii (Peruvian cotton)
Lineage: Eukaryota; Viridiplantae; Streptophyta; Magnoliopsida; Malvales; Malvaceae
Product: protein SPA1-RELATED 3
Exons: 8
Coding region: 220-2994 (924 amino acids)
Biological process (GO): photomorphogenesis; protein phosphorylation
Molecular function (GO): protein kinase activity; ATP binding; protein binding
Source: RefSeq, a predicted model, not a curated record
UUAAUGCUGAUAUCCAAAUACCCUGUGUUUUUUUUUGGGAAGAUUGUAUUUAUUUAUUUAUUUCUGAAAAAAACUUGUGGGAAUUUUGUGAGGUUGAGAAUGUUUAGUGUCAACUAAAAAGAACCUUUUUUCCGUGUGGUUCAAUUUACAGGUUGGUCUAGCAAGAACAGUAGAUCCUUUCAUGGUGUUAGCUGUGAAUUGAGGUAAAAAAAUGAGUUUAUGAUUCAAUAUGAUAAUGGUAGAAGUGAGAGAUUGGGGAAUUUUUUCGAUUAUUGGAUGUUUAUGUGGUGGUCUUCAUGCAAUUCUUGGAGGAUAACAAUGGAGGGUUCAUCUGAGUCUGCUUGGCAGCAGGAGUGUGAUAGUUCUAGGGCAUUGGAUACUUCUGGUGUCUCAGAUAGGGGUCCGAGUUUGUUUCGUGCAGAAAGGACCGGCAUUUCAGGUGAUUUUGGGUUUACGGAAGAGGAUGGUAGGGACGUGUUGACUCACAAUGAUAACCUUAGAAGCCAAAUUGGUGUUUCCGGGGUUUGUGAGACGGCAGUAAACCCUUUUGUUCGUUCUAUUGAAUGGGGUGAUAUUAGCUUGAGGCAAUGGUUGGAUAAACCAGAAAGAUCGGUUGAUGUCUUUGAAUGUUUGCACAUUUUUAGACAAAUAGUUGAGAUUGUAAAUAUAGCACAUUCACAAGGGAUCGUUGUUCAUAAUGUUCGACCUUCGUGCUUUGUCAUGUCCUCGUUUAAUCACAUUUCCUUCAUUGAAUCUGCAUCUUCUUCGGAUUCGGGAUCGGAUUCUGUCGAGGAUGCAUUAAAUAGCCAAAAUAUGGAAGAAGUUAAGGGUUUGUCCUCUACUUUGCCCCUUGACAUGCAUCAACAACGUAGGCUGAUAAAAGAUUAUGUACAAACUCCAACAAAUGCUUUAUCUGAAGCUAGUUGCAUGCAGUCGGGCUCAGUUUGUCCAAGGAAUGCUCAAUUAGAGGAGAGCGAAGAAAAUAAAAUCAUCGACUAUCGAAAUUCUGAGCAAGUAGAAGAGAAAAAGCAACCAUUCCCUAUGAAACAGAUGUUGCUUAUGGAGACCAGUUGGUACACCAGUCCCGAAGAGGUUGCUGGCUCUCCCAGUACAUGUGCUUCCGACAUCUAUAGGUUGGGAGUUCUCCUUUUCGAGUUAUUCUGCCCUUUCAGCUCAAGAGAAGAGAAGACUAGAACUAUGUCUAGUUUAAGACAUCGAGUUCUUCCUCCACAGUUGCUACUAAGGUGGCCGAAGGAAGCUUCGUUUUGUUUGUGGUUGUUGCUUCCUGAGCCAAAUAGUCGUCCAAAAAUGGGUGAGUUGUUACAGAGCGAGUUUCUUAAUGAACCAAGGGAUAAUCUGGAAGAACGUGAAGCGGCAAUAGAGCUCCGGGAGAGAAUAGAGGAGGAGGAGUUACUGGUGGAAUUCCUUUUGCUUGUACAACGAAGGAAACAGGAAGUCGCUGAUAGGUUGCAAGAUACUAUUUCUUUUCUGUGUUCCGACAUUGCAGAAGUUAUGAAGCAGCAAGCAAUCUUAAAGGAAAAGGGAAACUCAUGCAUGGAACCAGGGAAAGAUGACAAUUCUACAUCGAAUCUUCCCUCAAUAAAUAUUGUCGAUAUUGAUGAUUCUUCUAGCUUGGGAUCUAGAAAACGAUUUAGACCAGGACUUAGGGUUCCAAAUGUUGAAGAAUGUGGUGAUAAUCUAGAAACACGUCAAAAGUCUGAUACACAGACUGAAAAUCGAGAAAGUUUUCUCCAGAAAAGUUCUCGGUUGAUGAAAAACUUUAAGAAACUCGAGGCAGCAUAUUUUUUAACAAGGUGCAGACCAGUGAAGCAAUCCGGGAAGCCAUCAUGUAGACAAACACCAUUGAAUAGUGAUGGCCGAGGAUCGAUUGUUAUGACCGAAAGAAGUUCCGUCAAUAAUUUAACAUCGAAAGAGAGCUGUAGCGAGAGCUUGGAAAGUGGAUGGAUAAACCCAUUCCUUGAGGGCUUGUGCAAGUAUCUAUCUUACAGCAAGUUAAAAGUUAAGGCAAAUUUGAAACAAGGAGAUUUAUUAAAUUCUUCUAAUCUGGUAUGCUCUCUCGGAUUUGAUCGCGACGCAGAAUUUUUUGCUACAGCUGGUGUAAAUAAGAAGAUUAAAGUAUUUGAAUGCGAUGCGGUCAUAAAUCAAAAUCGUGACAUCCACUAUCCUGUGGUUGAAAUGGCUAGUCGUUCAAAGCUAAGCAGUAUAUGUUGGAAUAGUUAUAUUAAAAGUCAGAUUGCAUCGAGUAACUUUGAAGGAGUGGUGCAGGUGUGGGAUGUCACAAGAAGUCAAGUACUCACUGAAAUGAGAGAACACGAGAAACGCGUAUGGUCCAUCGACUUUUCAUCAGCAGAUCCAACAGUUUUGGCUAGUGGGAGCGAUGACGGCUCUGUAAAGCUAUGGAGUAUCAAUCAGGGAGCAAGUAUUUGUACCAUCAAGACAAAGGCCAAUGUUUGCUGCGUCCAGUUUCCUUCCGAAUCUGGUCGUUCUCUUGCAUUCGGAUCAGCUGAUCAUAAAAUUUAUUACUAUGAUCUUCGAAACUCUAGGAUUCCUUUGUGCACACUAGUUGGACACCAUAAAACCGUGAGUUACGUCAAGUUUGUUGAUGCAAAUACUCUCGUGUCUUCUUCCACGGAUAAUACUUUGAAGCUUUGGGAUUUGUCAGUGAGCAAUUCUCGGGUUAUUGAUACUCCCGUUCAGUCCUUUACCGGCCACAUGAAUGUAAAGAACUUUGUGGGCUUGUCGGUAUCCGAUGGUUACAUUGCUACUGGCUCCGAGACUAAUGAGGUAUUCAUAUACCAUAAAGCUUUCCCGAUGCCAGCGUUGACAUUCAAGUUCAACAACAUGGAUCCACUUUCCGGACAAGAAAUGGAUGAUGCCGCGCAGUUUAUCUCGUCUGUUUGUUGGCGUGGCCGGUCUUCUACCCUAGUAGCUGCAAAUUCCACCGGGAAUAUCAAAAUUCUGGAGAUGGUUUAGUUUGGCCUACUUCUCUUGGAUUCAUCAUCCAUGGUUGAAGCAAGAACACAAACAAAAUCCGUGCUCCGUGCUGGCACAAAAACUUCGAACGAAUAAGGACAGGUAUCAGACAUUGGGGAGUAUUAAAAAGAGUAUAGCAUUUGAGCAAAAAACAAAAACAUUUUUGGCUGUAGAUGAUAACAGAUGCAAUUAACAUGAAGAUUGAGAAUGACUUCAUCAAAUAUGUGUAGAUAAAACUCAAAAAGGAAAACAAAAAGACAGCAAUUGAAUCCUCUUGUAUAUUUUGUAAUGCUUAUAUAGUUCAUAGUCAUUUUUUAGCAA